AUGAAUUAAGACAACAAUCUAUAAAAUUAGGAAACUCAAGAAGAAUUGUCGAAUAAAGCCAAAGAUCAUUUUGAAAAAUCUUAAACCUUACAUUAAAAUCAAGUGUUGGAUGAUGCUCUUAAUGAAGUUAAUGAGGCCCUCAAAAUAAAUUCCAACUAUUCAGAAGCCUUAAAUUUAAAAGCUGAGAUCUUAGUAAAAAAAGGAGAUACGAAAUAAGCAUUAGAAGAAGUAAAUAAAGCUAUCUAACUGAAUCCUCAACUGAAGGAAGCAUAUUAUAACAGAGCUCUUAUCUUCAGGAAGAAUAAAGCUUACAAUUUGGCUCUCAAUGAUGCUGAAAUGUAUUAUCAACUUGAUCCUUAGUCAACUAAAACUAUUAACUUUAAGGGCAUAAUUAUGAAGGAAUCAGGAAGUUAAUAAGAAGCUCUUGCUGUAUUUUAGAAAACCAUAGAGUUAGAUUAAAUGAAUUAUCCUGCACACUAUUAAAGCGGUUUGAUUCUCCGUGCUCUAAAAAAGGAGGAGGAUGCUUUGUUAGAAUUCAAUAAAGCAAUUGAGAUAAGGCCAACUUCCAGCGAUGCCUAUUUUGAAAGGGCAGAACUAUUAACAGAUAUGAAUAAGAAAGAAGAAGCAUUGGUAGAUUACAACAAAACAAUUGAACUUGAUCCGAAAAAAGCUUAAACUUAUGAGUGCAGAGGAAUACUUCUGAAAUAAUUGGAGAAAUACGAAGAGGCACUUUCAGAUUAUAAUAUGGCCAUUAAGUUAAAUCCAAAAGUUUAUAAAUGGUUUUACUUCUAAGGAUUGCUUUUUAAGGUUUUGAAUGAAAAAGAAAAGGCCCUUGAAGAGUACAAUUAAGCUAUUUCGGUUAACCCUAAAUUUGCAAAAGCCUACAAAAACAGAGCCAUCCUUUAUAAAGAAAUUGAUUAAAAUGAUAAAGCCUUAAGUGACUACACUAAAAUCUUAGAAUUGAAUCCAAAAGAUGAAAAAAUUUACUAAUUCAGAGGUAAGAAAUUGGUUUUAAUAAAAGGUAAUUUACUAAAAUAGCUCGGAUAGAAUGAAUUAGCUCUUUAAGAUUAUACGAAAACGAUUGAAAUUAAUCCUAACGAUACCGAGAAUUACGUUAGACGAGCUACUUUGUAUAAACAGUUAGGCUAGAAUGAUUUAGCAACGAAAGAUUAUGAUAAAAUUUUGGAGAUUGAACCAAAAAAUUCGAAUGUCUAUUAUAAAAAAGCCCUUUUCUUGGAAGAAUUAUAAUAGAAUGAACUUGCCAUUACCCUUUUGAAUUAGGCUAUCUAAUUAAAUCCAUAAGAUGCGAAUUUGUAUCUCAAAAGAGGCGAUCUUAAUAAAUUGACUAAUCAACUUGAUAUGGCUGUGAAUGAUUAUUCAAAAGCUAUUGAAAUCAACCCAAAUAAUGAAGUUGCGUUAUUGAAUAGAGCAUUGCUUUUCAAGUAAUUGAACUAAACGGAAAGAGCAUUUUAAGAUUUUCAUAGAAUCUUAGAGAUUAAUCAUAACCAUCUAAAUGCAUAUCAUCAUCGAGGAAAUUUGUACAAAGAACUAAACUAAGAUGAAUUAGCCCUUCAAGAUUUUAAUAAGAUAAUUUAAAUAGAUCCAAAAAUUGUGAUCGUUUAUUAUAAUCGGGCAAAAAUUUAUUAAAAAUAAUAAAAGAAUGAUUUAGCACUUCAAGAUUUGAAUGUAGCAGUUGAACUUGACCCAAAAAUCACAUAUACUCUUGUUGAAAGAGGGAUCUUAUAUUAUAAUAUGAACGAAAAAGAUAAGGCAUUAAAUGAUUAUAACAAGGCUAUUGAAAUAAAUCCACGAUGUUAUGAUGCUCAUGUUAACUUAGGCAAUUUACUGAAAUCUUUGGAUUAAAACUAAUAGGCUCUUGACUCUUACAAUAAAGCUGCAGAAUUAGAUCAAAAUAAUUAUUUGGCUUAUCAUAAUAGAGCUAUUUUAUGGAAUAAAUUGAAUGAAAAAGAGAAAGCACUUGCCGAUUUUGAUAAAGCGAUUUUAUUAAAUCCUAAAAGUGCGGUUUCAUAUUCUUCAAGAGCUUCCUUGCUAUCAGAUAUGAAUUAGAAGGAUAGAGCUAUAGAUGACUUCACCAAAUCUUUACAAAUCAAUCCAAAAUAAAGGAUACAGUUUAUAUUUUUAGGAAAUUUACAUAAAUAAAAACAAUAAAUUUCUUAGGCAAUCUAAGAUUACACGGAAGCUAUUAAUAUCAAUCCAAAUUAAGCUGAUUAUUAUGUCAGUCGAGGCAACAUUUUACAAGAUCCAGCCAAGGAGCAUGAGAAGGCCUUAUAAGAUUAUAAUAAAGCAAUUGAAAUUGCUCCAAAUUCAUUUAUUUCAUAUUAUUAGAGAGCAUUGCUUUAUAGAUCCAUCGAUAAAAUCGAGCUUGCUAUUGCUGAUUGCAAUAAAUCGAUUGAAAUAAAUCCAAAAAAUGAACUUCCUUAUAUUGUUAAGGGUAAUUUUGAUUUGCUUAUUCUAGGUUUAAUAUUCAAAGAAUUGAAUAAGCCAUAGGAUGCAAUAGCAGAAUACAAUAAGGCUUUGAUUAUAAAUCCAACUUGUACAAGUGCACUCUUGAAAAGAGGGGACGCCUACGAUCUAAUGAAAAAUCACUAAGAAGCUUUAAAUGAUUUUACUAAGGUGAUAGAAAUAAUUCCAAACGAAUCUGGAGGUUAUUCUAGUAGAGCCCCUCUAUUGAUGAAAUUGGCUUAAAAGGAAGAAGCUUUACAAGAUUAUAAUAAAGCAAUAGAAGUUAAUCCUGGAGAAGCGGCCAAUUAUUAUAACAGAGCUAUCUACUACAAUCAAGUUUAAUAGAAAGAAUUGGCACUUUAAGAUUACAAUAAAACCAUCGAACUAAAUUCUAACAGCUAUUUAGCCUACAAUAACAGAGCCCUUUUACUUUAGAGCAUUGGUAGGAAAGACGAAGCUCUAUAAGAUGUAUUAAAUGCAAAUAGACUUUGUCCUGAUAAUCCUUUAUUUUUGGCCAACUUAGGAGAUAGAUAUUAUUCAGAUCAAUAAUUUGAAAAAGCAACUCAUUAUUAUAAAUAAGCAUAAUUUUAUAUAGACACUCUCUCAACCACAAGAAUUAGUCAAAUGAGAUUAACUUAAGGAAAUUUGAACUUCAUUAAAACAAAAGUAAAAUUAAUCACCUAGAUCGAAAAUGAAAUUUAAAAAAUGAAAUAAUAAAUAGCCUAAUUGCCUAAAACAAGCUAAAAUAACGAAUAAAUAUAAGAGUACUUAGAAAAAGUAACAUGUAUUGAAAGAUCUGUAUCUUAUUCUGUUCAACCAAUCAAUCAAGAUCAGUAAGCUGAUACACAACAAAUGAUGAUAUCAUAUUUUUAAUAGAUGGAGAAAUAAUUAAAAGAACUUUAAGCCAAAGUAAGCUCAUAGGAUUAAGUUAUUAAUUAAUUGGUUUAAUAAGAUUCAUUUAAAAUUGAACAGGAAAUGAAGGAAAUAAAAUAAAAUAAAAAUAAACAUCAAUUAACCUAUUUCAGAUCUUUGUUUUGGCAUUUGUAUUAUUAUUUACAUGCUAUGUCUGAGAUCUCUACAAACUUGUUCUAAGUGAAUACUAAUGCCAUGAUAGAAAGUACAUCUGAAAAAGUAAUGAAUGUUGUCAAAAAAGCAUUUAAUGUAGGAGCAAAAGUCUUAGAAACAGUACAUAUAGCUGAACAUGCAUUUCAUAUUAUCAAUGAGGCAUUGAAUUUUGUGGUGGAUCAUAAAAGAGAGGAAAAGUUUAAGAAAAGAUUAAUGCUAUUAACUAACAUAUUGAAACUGUUUGCUAUUACUCCUUCAGAGUUAGAAAGAGAAGUCUAAUUUACUGCCAUUGAAUUAAGUCGAGCUUAGUAACCUGGAUUAAAAGAGAUACCAAGUUCAAAAUUCAUAGAAUUUAUUAAGAAAUUAUCAGAUGAAGAAAAUAUUUCAGAGGAGAGCAGCAAAGACGUAUAUUGGAAAAAAGGAAUUGAAGAUACUUUGAUUAUUUUAAAAUAUUUAGAGAAGAGUAAUCAGAAAAUUAUAAAAGAGGAUCAAAACAAAAAAUUAAGAGAAGUAUUUUUGGAUGCUAUUAAACAAAAUAUAAUUGAUCAAAGCAAUAAAAAACAAAAAGAUAAAUCGCAAAAAGAUUCAAAAUAAAAGAAGCCUAAAAAGGACAAUUAAGAGUAAUGUAAUAUUUAAUGA
Molecule: messenger RNA, 4167 nt
Organism: Paramecium tetraurelia
Lineage: Eukaryota; Ciliophora; Oligohymenophorea; Peniculida; Parameciidae
Exons: 25
Molecular function (GO): protein binding
Source: RefSeq, a predicted model, not a curated record